Helianthus annuus (common sunflower) is the source of this 3972-nucleotide messenger RNA. RefSeq lists its product as uncharacterized. Gene Ontology annotation, biological process: telomere maintenance; DNA repair. NCBI's taxonomy places the organism in Eukaryota, Viridiplantae, Streptophyta, Magnoliopsida, Asterales, Asteraceae. The coding region runs from base 1 to 3972 and encodes 1323 amino acids. The record is from RefSeq and is a predicted model, not a curated record. The transcript is spliced from 5 exons. Gene Ontology annotation, molecular function: DNA helicase activity.
AUGGGUGGAAAAGUAGAUAACUCCAUUAACAAUGGUAAAUCUCCGUAUGUAUUCAGACUUAGUGGUGAAAAUUAUCAUAGUAUUGGAAGUCUUAUACCAACGAAUGGAUCCAAGCCUAAAUUUUCUCAGUUAUAUAUAUAUGAUACUGAGAAUGAGGUUGCAAACAUACAAUUUGUUUUAGGGCAAAGCAAAAAAGACUCCACCUCAAGUACCGAAAAUUUGGAUUUUGAAAUUAUUACAGAAUUGAAGGCAAUGUUAGAUUCACACAAUCAGUUGGUUAAGUCUUACAGAAUGGCGCGAGAUUGUUUUCAAAGAAAUCCUUGUGAGAAUCUAAAGAUACGCCUUAUUGCAAAAAGGAAUCAAGAUGGUAGGACAUAUAACUUGCCAACUGCUUCUGAAGUUGCUGCUUUAAUAGUUGGAGAUAUUGACACUUUGUUUGAACCUAGAGAUAUUAUUGUGAAGAGUAAACAAGGUUAUCUCGAGCGUAUUAGUGAACUACAUCCUUCUUAUUUAGCUCUUCAAUAUCCCCUACUUUUUGUGUACGGUGAUGAUGGUUAUAGAAUUGAUAUCCUUCAUCGUGAUGUUUCUACUUCAACCAGCAGUGAUGUUUCUACUUCAACCACCAGUAAAAGACAUACGUGCACAAUGAGAGAAUACUUUUGCUAUAGAAUCCAAGACAGAUUGAAUACGUUUUCUUUGGUUCUUAAUUCCAGAAGGCUUUUUCAACAAUUUUUGGUUGAUGCGUAUACUAUGAUUGAAAGCGAAAGGCUCUUAUACAUACGUACUCAACAAAAGAAAUUAAGAUGCGAGACUUUUGAGAAUUUAUGUUCCGUUAAAGAACAAGGCAAAAGUGAUGUCUCUAAAAUCGGUCAGCGUGUUAUAUUACCUUCGUCUUUUACUGGUAGUGCACGGUACAUGUUUCAAAAUUAUUUAGAUGCCAUGUCCCUUUGUAAAUGGUAUGGAUAUCCUGAUUUUUUCAUAACAAUCACAUGUAACCCAAAAUGGCCUGAAGUGAAGAGGUUUCAUAAGGACACGACUCUUAACCCGGAAGAUAGGCCUGAUAUUUUAUGUAGGUUAUUUAAAAUCAAGUUGGAUUCCAUCAUUAAAGACUUAAGGGAUAAUGCAAUUCUGGGAAAGCUUCAAGCAGUUGUAUAUACGGUGGAGUUUCAAAAGCGCGGCUUGCCUCAUGCUCAUUUGUGCUUAUUUAUGCAUGCCGACCACAAACUUCCAACCGUUGAUUAUAUCGAUCCAUUCAUUUCUGCCGAAAUACCUGACAAAGACAAAGAACCAGAGUUAUAUUUUCUUGUAAGUGAGUUCAUGAUUCAUGGUCCUUGUGGUGUUGAAAAUAUGAAUUGUCCCUGCAUGAUUGACGGAAAGUGUUCAAAAAAUUAUCCCAAAAAAUUCCGUGAAUCUACAUGCAUAGAUGGUGAUGGUUUUCCCGUUUAUAAAAGACGUAACAAUGGUGUUUUUAUUGAGAAGUCAGAUGUCAAGUUAGAUAACCGCAGUGUUGUGCCAUACAACAAAAUUCUGUUACAAAGAUAUCAAGCACCCAUCAAUGUCGAGUGGUGCAAUCAGGCCGGAUCAAUAAAAUAUUUGUUUAAAUAUAUAAACAAAGGUCAUGAUAGGGCAUCAAUUUGUUUUGUACCAAGUAAAGAAGCAAAUGAUCAAGAAAAGACGGUUGAUGAAAUCAAAGACUACUAUAGUUGUAGAUACAUAUCUGCUUGUGAAGCGUCUUGGCGGAUUUUUUCUUAUGAUAUACAUUAUAGGAAUCCUUCUGUCAUUAGGCUUCCUUUUCAUCUUCCAGGACAACAACAUGUUAUCUAUGAAGAAUUUGAAGAAAUAGAAGAUGUGUUAGAUAAACCGUCAGUGAAUGCUUCAAUGUUUUUACAGUGGUUUCUUUGUAAUCAAAAAUACCCAGCCGCACGUCAACUUACUUAUGUCGAAUUCCCAACAAAAUUUGUCUGGAAGAGCAACAAACGUAAGUGGAAACCAAGGAAAAGAGGGUUUUCAAUUGGCAGAAUUCAUUCGGUUUCUCCUUCAGUCGGGGAAGCUUAUUAUUUGAGGAUUUUGUUGAACAAGGUGAAAGGUCCAAGAAAUUUUGAGGAUAUUAGAACCGUAAAUGAUGUUGAGUAUCCUACUUUUAGAGAUGCAUGUUAUGCAUAUGACCUUUUGGAUGAUGACAAUGAAUAUGUUGAAGCAAUUAUAGAAGCCAGUUUCACCGAAUCGGGUUAUUAUUUAAGAAGUUUGUUUUGUACAAUGUUAAUGUCCGAGAGUAUGUCUAGACCUGAAUUUGUGUGGGAAAAAACUUUCACUUACUUAUCAGAUGACAUUCUCUACAAGCAACGUCGUAUUUUAAAACAUCCAGGUUUAGUACUUAACGAAGAUCAACUUAAGAACCUAACAUUGUUUGAGAUCCAAAAGUUUUUACUUCGAAAUAAUUCCACUCUUAAAAGGUAUUCCAGUAUGCCUUUUCCUAAUCAUGAUUGUAUAUCUUCCGCAAACAAUCUUUUACUUAGUGAAGAGUUGGCUUACGACAAGGAGAUAUUAGCUGAAGAGUUUCGUAACCUUUUCUCUUCAUUAACUCAUGAACAACGGGUUAUAUAUGAAGAAAUCAUCACAGCGGUGGAUAACAACAAAGGAGGGGUUUUUUUUGUUUAUGGUUACAGUGGAACUGGAAAAAUAUAUCUUUGGAAGACUUUAUGUGCAUCUAUAAGAUCUGAAGGGAAAAUUGUUUUAAGUGUGGCUUCCAGUGGAAUUGCAUCUCUUUUGCUAUCAGGAGGGAGGACUGCUCACUCCCGGCUCCACAUUCCUAUCAAUUUAGAUGAGGAUUCUUUUUGUUUCAUUAAGCCAGAUAGCGAUCUUGCACGUUUAUUACAAGAAACAUCACUUAUUAUUUGGGACGAAGCACCAAUGGUACAUAAACAUGGAUUUGAAGCUUUGGACAGAUCGUUAAAAGACCUUUUUAGAUCUGUAUCUGGAGCAUCAUUAGAAUUACCAUUUGGUGGGAAAGUUAUAGUUUUUGGAGGAGACUUCCGACAAAUACUACCUGUGGUGCCAGGAGGAAGCAGACAACAAAUUGUAAAUGCUUCUUUAAGUUCUUCUUAUAUUUGGAGAACUUGCAAAGUCCUAAAAUUGACCAAAAAUUUGAGGUUGAGUACCUCAAAUGAUCCAUCUGAAAUACAAGAAACUACCAACUUUGCAAACUGGCUUUUGGAUAUAGGGGAAGGUAAUGUCGGUGGUGUGAAUGACGGCAAUGCAAAUUUACAAAUACCCGAAGAUCUUCUCAUCAAACAUUCGUCUGAUCCCAUUUCAGAGUUAAUCGAAGCCAUUCUAGCUCCAACAAAUGAUGUUGUUCAAGAAAUUAACGAUCGUAUGCUGUCACUUUUUCCGGGAGUUGAGAAGGAAUAUUUAAGCUCAGAUAGUAUCUGUCCAACAGAAAUGGUUAAUGAGAAUUUAGAUGAUACAUUAUGCUCCCCGGAUAUUCUUAAUGGAAUUAAAGCUUCUGGUUUGCCGAAUCAUAGGUUAGUUUUCAAGGUAGGUGUUCCGGUCAUGCUUCUUAGAAAUAUUGACCAAAAAAGUGGUUUGUGUAACGGAACAAGAUUAAAGGUGGUCUCUUUGGGUAAACGUGUUAUACAGGUAGAGAUUAUCUCUGGAAGUCACAUUGGAGAUCGUCAUUAUAUUCCUAGAAUUACGUUGAUACCUACAGACAAAAAACUUCACAUUAAGUUACAAAGAAGACAAUUUCCACUUGCGGUAUCUUUUGCAAUGACCAUAAACAAAAGUCAAGGACAAUCACUCUCUAGAGUUGGUUUGUUUUUGAAAAACCCAGUUUUCACACAUGGUCAAUUGUAUGUUGCAUUAUCAAGAGUUACCCGACGAGAUGGCCUCAAAAUUGUUAUUCUAGAUAGUGAUGGAAAUCUUUCUGAUACAACCUCAAAUGUCGUAUACAAAGAAGUUUUUAGAAAUUUGUAA